This is a messenger RNA of Cercocebus atys (sooty mangabey), 2634 nucleotides long. It is a transcript of the gene BEND5, whose product is annotated as BEN domain containing 5. The transcript has 3 exons. The record is from RefSeq and is a predicted model, not a curated record. Gene Ontology annotation, molecular function: DNA binding. Gene Ontology annotation, biological process: negative regulation of DNA-templated transcription. Lineage: Eukaryota; Metazoa; Chordata; Mammalia; Primates; Cercopithecidae. The annotation marks the transcript as partial.
UUAACAUUUUGGUGCACUUAUUUUGUUUUUUUCUUACAGCUAAAGUUUAUUAAAAUGAAUUUUUAAAAAUAUAACAUUUAAUUGAGUCCAACACCUCCAUUAAGCAUUCCUCUAUGACAAUACUUUUCUCAUUAUACUGUCAUUACUUGCUUAUACUUCUUUAAUACUCCUAGACUAGAUUGUAAAAGUUGUGAGGAUGGGAAAGGUAUGUUAUUCAUACAGUUACCUAAUUUUGGCACAGGAACCCAAAACUGAGAUUCAAGUUCUGGUACACUGACUUUGCAAGGCCCAAGAAUCCAGGUGUUUGUCUUUUAAUCUCUACCACCAGCACCUGGCCCAGAAUCUGGCAGGUGGUGUAAAUUCAGUCAAUAUUGGUGGCUUGAAUAAAGGAAUGAAUGAACGGAUGGAUGGAUGGAUGGAUGGAUGGAUGGAUGGAUGGAUGGAUGGAUGGAUGGAUGGGUGAAUAUGAGUUUUUCUUUAUUCUUCUUUACCCAAAAUUCAUUAACUCACCGUCAAGUGCCAGGUCUGGCUAGGCAACAGAAAUAUAACUAGCCAUAUUUGAUACGAAACCCACCCCCUCAGAGGCAUCCUUGUGAAGGUAUUGACCUCCUCUGAUGUGGGAUAGGGUUCCUAUGAGUACAGAGCCCAAUCAGCCCCCUUUGGCUGGUCCUCAUGGCUUGUCUUGGAGGGGACCCAAGCCCCUCCAGGCUCUCUUUGACAAAAGACAGAGCAAAGACCGCUAUUCCAUGGAGUAUAUUCCUGUACUCCUCAAAGUGCUCCAGAAAUCCCUAGCCUUGGGCCUGUCUUACCCAGAGCGCUCCUCAAUUCCCUCCGCGAUUCCAACUUGUCCCUGGUCAGUGGUGGGCGUGCUGUGGAGAGGGUACCUCAAUGGAGAAAGACUACAGAAGAGAGGGGCGCCACUGCUCCCUCAGAUGAGAGCAGCCCUUGACAAACCUUCCACCACUCCAGCCAGCUGGCACAACUGGAAAUCCCAGAUAAGCCCCAGUUCUGGUCAGAACUGGUUUGGCAGCUCUAGGGGAAAUUUUCUGUCUGACUGACCCUUCCCACAGCGGGAGCUGGCCGUUUUGCAAAACAAAACAAACAAACAAAAAGAAAGAAAGCAAAGAAAAGGCGGGGCCAAACUAAGGUGCUGGGAAAGGCGCGGGGUGGCGGGGGGGGGGGGGGGGGGCGUACGAGGCGGGGGAUGCGGGUAGGAUGGCUAAAUUUAAAACACUCCAAACUUCUGCUGGCUUCUAAGUUUACACUUUGAGAUUCAAACAAGAUUGCCCCCACCCCUAUCCCGCAUUCAUUCUCUCAUACACUUCUCUCCUUGGCAAUGCAGUUUUGUUGCAAUGCAAUUUGGCAGCGCGAUUGUUGAAGCAAUAUAAUCCUGCCCGCAGCGCACCUUUUAAUCAAUACAUUUUUUUCCUGCAAUGCUCUUGUUAUUAUUUUUAUUGCAACUGAAUCUCUGAGCCCUUUUCCCUCCCCAUUCGAAUCGCGCUCCGGCUGUGAUUGCUCGGGUCUGACUUUGCAAGUGGCAGUGCGCUUCCAAACCCCCCUCAUCCGCCCCUCGUCCCCCUUUCCCCCCUCCCUCCUUUUUCCGCGCCCAGGCGAGAGCAGCCGAUUGGCAGAACGGUGCUUUCAGGAACAAUAACAGUGGGGGGAGCCUGGGUCCUGGGGAGCCGCCCCCGCCCCCCCAACACCGCAGCGAGGCUCGCGCCCCCCGCCGGAUCCCCACCUCCGCGCCCGCCCCGCGGGCUGAGCGGCCCGACCGGGGCCCGCCCCCGGCGCCCACCAUGUACGCCUUUGUGCGGUUCCUGGAGGACAACGUCUGCUACGCGCUGCCCGUGUCGUGCGUGCGCGACUUCAGCCCCCGCUCGCGGCUGGAUUUUGACAACCAGAAGGUGUACGCCGUGUACCGGGGCCCGGAGGAACUGGGCGCCGGGCCCGAGAGCCCCCCGCGCGCCCCCCGCGACUGGGGCGCGCUGUUGCUCCACAAGGCCCAGAUCCUGGCGCUGGCAGAAGACAAAUCUGACCUUGAAAACAGUGUGAUGCAGAAGAAAAUAAAAAUCCCCAAGCUUUCUCUUAAUCAUGUAGAAGAAGAUGGAGAGGUUAAAGAUUAUGGGGAAGAAGAUUUACAGCUUAGACACAUCAAGAGACCUGAGGGGCGGAAGCCGAGCGAAGUGGCGCACAAGAGCAUCGAGGCCGUGGUGGCUCGGCUAGAGAAGCAGAACGGCCUGAGCCUGGGCCAUAGCACGUGUCCGGAAGAGGUCUUCGUGGAGGCCUCGCCAGGCACAGAGGACAUGGACAGUCUAGAAGAUGCUGUGGUGCCCCGGGCUCUGUAUGAGGAGCUGCUGCGCAAUUACCAGCAGCAGCAGGAAGAGAUGCGCCACCUCCAGCAGGAGCUGGAGCGGACUCGCAGGCAGCUGGUACAACAGGCCAAGAAGCUCAAGGAGUACGGGGCACUUGUGUCUGAAAUGAAGGAGCUCCGUGACCUCAACCGGAGGCUCCAGGACGUGCUGCUCCUGCGGCUUGGCAGCGGUGAGUGCCCCAGCAGGCCACCUACCACUCCACAUGGGUGGUAUGCUUCAUCCAGAUCCUCUUCUGGGAGGGGAAAGGGGAGAGGGAGACCAA